GUGGGGCAGGAUGCUGGAUGGCCCGUUAUUCUCCGAGGGGCCCAACAGCCCCCGGGAGCUACAGGAUGAGGAGUUGGGCAGCUGCCUUUGGGUGCAGAAGUCCAAGCUGUUGGUGAUUGAAGUGAAGACUAUUUCCUGUCAUUAUAGUCGUCGCGCCCCUUCUCGACAGUCCAUGGACAUCCAGGCCAGCUACUGGGCCCGUGGGCCCCAGAGCCGCACGUGUAGGCUACGCCCAGGAUCCCCUGAGCCGCCACCCCGCCGACCCUGGGCCACCAGGGUGCUGCAGGAGGCGACCAACUGGCGGGCGGGGACCCUCGCCGAGGUCCGAGCCCGGGAACAAGAGAAAAGGAAGGCGGCGUCGCAGGAGCGGGAGGCCAAGGAGACCGAGAGAAAAAGGCGCAAGGCUGGGGGGGCCCGACGGAGUCCCCUAGGUCAGCCCCGCCCAGAGACCCGGAACGCCCUUCGGGCGGCCCAACCAACAGGGUUCCCAGUUUUCUCCAGACCAGAGCGCUUCGGGCAGGUGGGGCGAGCGCCCCGUCCAUCUGCGCUCCAGCAGAGUGACCCAGGGGUGGCAUGGGCGGGGCCAUGGGGAGGUAGGAGACCAGGGCCCCCUAGCUACGAGGCCCACCUGCUGCUGAGAGGCGCUGCAGGCACAGCCCCAAGACGCCGCUGGGACCGGCCGCCACCCUAUGUGGCUCCACCUUCUUAUGAAGGCCCCCACAGAACCCUGGGGACUAAGCAAGGCCCGGAGCUCUCCCGGGCGCCCACCUCAUCAGCCCCAGUUCCAGUCGCCACCAGGACAGAGACAGGGCGCGCGAAGAAGAGGCUGGAUCCUCGAAUCUACCGGGAUGUUCUAGGGGCUUGGGGUCUCAGACAGGGACGGGGACUCUUAGGAGGAGCUCCGGGCUGUGCAGCGGCCAGAGCCAGGCCAGAGUCCUGCAGAGAGGCGAUAGAGAAAAGCUCGGGCCUAGCUGCUGCUGGCCUGAACAGUUGUGGCGAGGGCCGUCCCCAAGCCAAAGCUACUGGCAGUCCAGGCACCACGGAGGCAGCUCCCGCUGGGUCUACGACCCGCAGCCCCCCAUGUCCUGCUCCCAGGUCCAGGCAGCACCUUAAGGGCUCAAGGGAAAGGAAAGAAGGAAGUGAACAUAUUUGGCUUCCCAGGUGUUGGCUUUCCUCCCCUACAAAGCCUCCAGUUAGGCACAGCCAGACUCUCCCCAGACCCUGGGCUCCUGGAGGCACCGGGUGGAGAGAGUCCCUGGGUCAAAGAGAGGGGUCAGAACAUGAAACCCUGGAAAUUUGGAAGGCGACCCGCCGUGCCCACACCCUGCCCCGCAGUUCCCGAGGCCCCUCUCGUAGAGAAGGCAUCUUUGUCAUUGAUGCCACGUGCGUGGUGAUAAAGUCCCAGUAUGUUCCGACCCUUCGGACCCAGCAGGUGCAGCUCUUGCCCUCUGGGGAGCCAUGCAUUGGGAACGACAGCCCCAGGCAACCCAAGCCCUGCCACGAGGAGGGUGAGGGGGUCGCUGCCAAUCCCUCAGUUUGCCAAAAGCUACUGUUGAGCAGUGGCAACUCUAACCAGCCGGGCGGGGGUCGCGAGUGCGAAGCCGAGGGAGGAGAGCAGGGGGAUUCUUCACUGGAGGACCGCGCCUCCUGCAGUUUAGGGCUCCCUGUUUGCGAAGUGAACCUACGAGACGCCCCCACGCAGCCAUGUAGCCCUGAGCACCCGACCUUAGGCCCAGCGGCUCUGGGAUGCGCGGGCAGCGUGAAGGGCUCAGAAGCGGUUGGGGUCCUGCGGCGCACGGGCGGGGGCUGGGCGCGUACUCCAGGACCCUACGCCGGGGCAUUGCGGGAAGCCGUGUCCCGCAUCCGCCGCCACACCGCCCCAGAUUCGGACUCAGAUGAAGCUGAGGAGCUCAGCGUCCAUAGUGGCUCCUCUGAUGGAAGCGACACAGAUGCCCCAGGCGCCUCCUGGCGGAGUGAGAGGACCCUGCCUGCGGUUGGAAACUCCCAUCCCAGGGAAGGCGGGAAGAGAGCCGAAGUGAGCGACAGCAUCCGGGAGAUUCUAGAUGUCAUCAGUCAAACUGAGGAAGGUCCCUCCGGGGAGGACACCAGGAAAACGCCACAGGGGAAAAGAGAGAGAGAGUGAGCGAUGCCCCAUUUUGUUCUCGUGUGGUUCAGCCCAUCCAUCCUUGGGCUCACUGGCCUCCUUUACUCUCUACAGGCUUCGUCUGCUUCCCUUUUCUUCUUUCCCACCUAUACCUGUUCCCACACUUGAAACAGAGGAAAGAGAGGCAAGACAGUAAUCGCCAAUCCAAGCACUAGCUUCAGGGGAGAUGGGGCUAGGAUUCAACCCUGCUACGAUUCGGCGGCGCUGCGCAGAACUGAGCAGAGAGACAAGCCGAAGGGCAGGGAAUGGUGGCAGUUAUAAAAAAGCAAUGGUCAGGUCAGGAUCCCUGGCAGGAGAAAAAAAAAUAAUGGAGAGGGCUUGAAUCUAGGGACUACGUGAUCAGGUGGCAGAGGGGCUUUUGACAGAGAAGGAAUGGAUGCAUACACAACCAGCAAACUGGGAAGAGGGAGGGCUGUCUUUGAUGUUACAACUCAAGUUUCAGUUCCAGCUCUGCCACUUAGCUGCUGGUAGACCCUAGACUAAGUAACUACAUUUGCACCUAACCAUCCCGGAUUCCUGUAAAUGUCAAAUGAGCGAUCUCUGCCGCCCAUUCUUCCGUCCCUGGAACUUGGGGAAUAAGUGAAUAGAAUCUGAGGGCUCUUACCCGUUUCACUCUUCCUCGGUUCGGAAGACUGUCAAGGUUUUCAGAUCUAAAUGGACAAAGGGCUUCUAUCCCAACUUCCCAAGUUUAGGUGAGUGUUUCGCAAGGCAGAGCAGGAUACCAGCCCGAUCUCUGCCUCUGGCCUGUGGUGGACCAAAGUGGAGAGGGAAGGUAGCCAAUGAAUCAGCUUGGGACGUUUUUAGGCCUUCCCCCUUUCCUCCAUCUCCGUGUCCUUAGUGAUGCUCUCAAGUGUUACCGGGAUUUCCCACACAGAUGGUAUCGCCCUCCUGACAGGACCCUGACAAUUUCUGCAUCUCUCCUAGAAAACAGCCAGGCGAGGGGGGGGAAGGCUGAUCUUCAGCGGUCGGUGUGGGGUGUGAUACUCGCUGGAGCCACUACGGGGCGCGCGCAGGUCGCGAAUUCCCCCGGUUGCUGGUGCUCGAGUGCCCCCACACCAGCACUGCCAGUUACCUAGUUAUCGGGAUCCCUAGUAACCCAGCGCCGGUUUCCCGCCUUGACACCUCCAAGCCGCGCGCGGGGCCGGGAGCAGGCCUCCGGUCUCCCAGACCUCUGGGGCGCGCCGAGCCCUUCUUUGUAUUGAUCCACGCCAACAGGCUUAUUAAGACUGACGUUUAAGUCUUUUUUUUUUUUCUUCUUCUUUCCAACCUUGGGCACUUCCUCUGUGUCUGCUAUUUACUAGCCAUGUGACCUUGGCCAAAUCACUUCACCUCCCUGAGCCUCAGUUUCCUCAUCUGUCAAAUGGGGGUUUAUAAACACCUACCUCGCAGGGUUGUUGUGAGGAUUUAAUGCGGUAAUGUAUAUAAGGCGCCUUGCAGAGUGCCUGGCACAUAGUAGGCACCCAAUAAAUCUACUCUUCCCUUUAUGCA
This is a messenger RNA of Microtus oregoni (creeping vole), 3652 nucleotides long. It is a transcript of the gene Ddn, whose product is annotated as dendrin. The record is from RefSeq and is a predicted model, not a curated record. Lineage: Eukaryota; Metazoa; Chordata; Mammalia; Rodentia; Cricetidae.